This is a messenger RNA of Juglans microcarpa x Juglans regia, 1446 nucleotides long. RefSeq lists its product as uncharacterized. NCBI's taxonomy places the organism in Eukaryota, Viridiplantae, Streptophyta, Magnoliopsida, Fagales, Juglandaceae. The record is from RefSeq and is a predicted model, not a curated record. The transcript is spliced from 2 exons. The coding region runs from base 365 to 1324 and encodes 319 amino acids.
AGAAAAAGUCACAGAGAGAGAGAGAGAGAGAGACUCUUGCAAGUAAGAGACAGAGGUCCUGAAAGAGUGGCAAAGGUUUCUAUAUUGCAGAGAGGAGAAAAUGGAAUCCCCGAAUUUUUCUAGAUGGAAAUGUUUUGGCAUUCCUUAAUUUUCUUAGACGCCGACAGCCUCCUCUGGAACGUCCUGACAAACCUUUCUCUCUCCUUUUCUUGUCUUAUAUGCCUCGUCGUUCUUCUAUAAAUAAGUCACACCAUUCACUUUUCUUGAACUCCCCUCCCCCUCUUCCUAAACACCUUAUCAUUUGCCUUCCUUCUCUGAAAAUAAGGACUUUUUUUUUUUUUUUUUUUAACUUUGAGGAGGGAGUAUGGAGGAGUUUGGUUCUCUGUGGAGUUACCAAGAGAGCAUGGAUGAGUUGAGGCUGAAGCUUUUCUACACCAAUCUUGAACUGGAAUCAUUGAAAAUGGAAGCAAAUGAGGAAAUCAGAAAGAACAAGGAGUACGUGAAGAAUUUGCUCAAUCUUCUAAAGAUUGCAAACCAAGAGCGAGAUGAAGCUAGAGAUCAGCUGCAGAAGCUUCUGAACAAGCUCAUGCCCUCUAGCACUACUGAAUUACCCAGCGUUCGCACCCAUGUCCAACCUGAAAGUCCCCUCGUAAAAAUACCUGCAAAAGCAAACUCAAGCAUUACAGAAUCUAACAGUCUGUCUGAAACACAUAACCACCAUUCUUAUGGAUCUUCCCCUGUAGAUUCGUUCUUUGAUGCUGUUUCAUCUCCGGAUUUCUCCAACAUUAAUGUGGUUGAUUCAGGAAACAUGGGUCUUGUGAAUCAGCAUCUUGUUCAUAAGUAUAGUAGUGGCUAUGUUUCCCCAGGCUUAGCCUCUUCAGGAAAGGUAAAGAUCGAUCCGGAUUCUGAAGUGAUCGAGAAUCUUGUUAAAGGAAAAGCUCUCCCUGAAAAGGGAAAACUCCUGCAGGCUGUGAUGGAUGCCGGCCCUUUACUUCAGACACUGAUUGUUGCAGGGCCACUUCCUCGUUGGAGAAAUCCUCCUCCUUCGCAGCCAUUCAAAAUCCCUCCUGUUUCCAUUGAGGGUUGUGAAACUGCAAAUAUCAGUUUUAAAUCUGCUGCAAAUGCAAGCUUUGGGAUUCAGAAAACACAGAGCUCAUCCCCAUAUCCUGUAAUGUCUCGUGGGAGUUCCCAAGCUUGUUCUGCCUCUCUGAUAAAUUUUUGUGCCGAUCCUUCUUCUUCCUGUUUGAGCAAUCCACGGCUAUUGACUUCUUGUGCUAGUUUUAACAAUCAUAUCCCAGAAUCCAAGCGGCAAAGGUUUCAAUGAAAUCGCUAGACUUUGCUUCUCUUGUGUAGAAAAACCAAUUUUCAGUGGUUGAUGGUGUAAAUGGGAUACUUUUUUUUUGGGUUUGAGUUUUGAAUGAGAUAGCUCUCUUUAACUUGGGUUUA